UCGCUAGUCCUCAGUUCCGUUCUGUCUGCCCGUCGCUGCGCACCAUUCGCAGCCGAAUAUUCGCCAACUGGCCGAGAGCUACGUAUAACGUACGGGGCACUGGCAUUCAUAUACGAGACUGCUGCACGCGAGUUAUACGUAUACUGUACUCUUGGACGGAGACAUCGACUGAAAAAAAGAUUGUAGCGCUUGCAGUUCUUUACUUUGUAAUUUCUUGUAUCGUGUACGCAAUACCGUAGAACAGACGGAGCAAAAGAGAGAGAGAAAGAAAAAGUUGUGCAUUUUGGGUUGAAAAUUUCUUCUCGCGAACCAGUGAUGCAGCAUACUCUCGAGCAGAGGUAUUCGGACACUCGUAAAAUGAAGCCUUAGCAAGCCAGUGGUGUGAAAAAUCUACAGAGCAAAGCAGCCCCGCAGUCGCACAGUGAGCAGUUACGUACACGCAUUUGGUGGCAACUUUUUAGUAAUACGUGCACAAUCAUAUACCCAAGUAUAUAUAUGCCAAUAGAAAUGAUAUUAAGGCAUAUGCAUUAAACAUAAGCUAUCUGCAGCUGCCGUGUGCAGUGCUCGUUCUCUACGCGCGUGUGGUGUUAAGUGCGAAGAAAAACUUCGAGAGGUUCCAUUGUGCAAUUGUGUAUUUCGUCAGAGAGCUGAUUUUCGCGAGGGGGAGAGUGCAUGAGACAAACAGAGACUACUUAGGAAGCUCUCUUGUUUAUAGCGGAUUUGUUGUACGCGCAUAUAGGAGAGGGAGCGGCGCCGGGAAGUCACCGACACUGUUUCUGCUGCUACUGCUUAGCUACUGCUGCUGCUUUUCUUGCAUCGCAAAGAGAACGGCCAACGACGAUUUUAUAUCGUAACAUGGCCUGUCUCAACACCCUCAAGCAAGAAAUCAGGACUCUUGAGUCGCUCUUUCCCAAGAGCCACGAGAGGUUCCAGAUCAUAACGGCGAGCGUCGAUGAACUUAGUUGCAGAUUUGUCGGUAAAAACGGCAAAAAAUAUGAGAUACACGCUAAUAUCACGGAAACAUAUCCAUCGACACCACCAGUAUGGUUUGCUGACUCAGAAGAAACAAGUGUAACUAAUGCAGUUCAAAUUCUUUCUAAUACUACUGGAAGAGAUAACCAUGUCAUAAACCAAGUUGGAAUUCUCCUGAAAGAAUUAUGUCGCUUGCAUUCCAUACCAGAACCUCCAGAUGUAGAACGCCUUACCACAGCCUUUGAUCCUUUGAGACUGAAUGGAGUUGCUGAUUCAGCACCCCAAAGAAUGGAAGAUGAUGCGGAGGAACUUGAUGAAGAUGAAGAAAGUGAAGCUGAAGAGGACCUUCAUCUGGAUAUGGAUGAAGGAGACGCAAAUGCUAAAAAUAAGGGAGAUGAAAUGGCUUUGGAGCAUCUUGCAACAUUAGAAAGGCUAAGACAAAAUCAAAGACAAGAUUACAUGAAAGGGUCUGUUUCAGGUAGUGUGCAGGCUACAGACCGAUUAAUGAAAGAACUUCGAGAUAUUUAUCGCAGUGACAGUUUUAAAAAAGGAAUGUACAGCAUAGAAUUGGUAAAUGAUAGUUUAUAUGAGUGGAACAUUAGAUUAAAAUGUGUUGAUCCUGAUUCGCCAUUGCAUACAGAUUUGGUCUUACUCAAAGAAAAAGAAGGCAAAGAUAGUAUACUCUUAAAUAUGCUUUUUAAGGAAACUUAUCCAUUUGAGCCACCAUUUGUGAGAGUAGUUUAUCCUAUGAUAUCUGGUGGGUAUGUUCUUAUUGGUGGGGCAAUAUGUAUGGAACUGCUCACGAAACAAGGUUGGAGUUCUGCUUAUACGGUGGAGGCUGUUAUUAUGCAGAUUUCAGCAACUCUUGUCAAAGGGAAAGCUAGGAUUCAAUUCCAACCAACCGCUGGUGGUGGAAAAGCAUGUACUGGACAGGGUCAGUACAGCUUAGCAAGAGCUCAACAAUCAUUUAAAUCUUUAGUUCAAAUUCAUGAAAAAAAUGGAUGGUUCACACCACCAAAAGAGGAUGGCUAAUGAAACGUUGUGCUAAAGUGUAGCAGUAUUGACAGGUGUUAAUGUCUAAGACUCAUUGAAAUUUAUACCGGUCAAAUAAUAGUUUGCGAUCUAUGAUUUGAUACACAGACACACUAGAUUUUAAGAUUACUGAAUUAGUCUAAUCGUAAUAAUUCCUUCAAAUAUGAAAGGUUUAACGCGCAAAACGUGAUGUUUCAUUAAUGUUCAUUAGUAGAUGAUUUUUUUAAUAAUGUUAAAAUCUUUUCAAUCUUUUGUAAUUGAGUAAAAUGCGUUAGAUUCAAAUAGACAUUUAAUGUUGAAAUCCAUUGCUUUCGUUUUUAAUUAUAGCCUUGUUGAGCCCAAUUAAUUAAUUAUUUUAACAUAAAAAACGUAAAUAUUUACUCAGAAUAGGACACCUAAGAUCAAACGAUGAUCACUAAUCAUAAGUAUUAAUAAGAAACAAUUUUACAAAAGCGUGUAUGCAAAUGUGCUUCCUUUUUCAUAAUGUUAAAUAUGAUUAACUUUGUAAAACAUUUUAAUUUAUAUUUUGGGUAAACAAUGUAUAAGCGUAAAGCUUCGUGAAUAGAUUACAGUUAUAAUGCUUUAGUAUAUAUUUAUCCAAAUCAUGGAUAUUGAAAAAGAGUUGAGUUAUACGCCAUCUAUUUGAGUGCUGUAGUUUCGUUAUGGCUCAUAAGUUCAAAGAAAACCUAAAUUUCUUGAUGCGGGAUAAUGUAUGUAUGUACAAAAUAUAUUUCGAUUUCUAUGAUUAAUAUUGAUUAAUUCAAGUGAAGCAAUAUAUUCUACAAUUUAUACUUACAUUUUGAGUUGAAUAUCGAGGAGCGCGUGUCGCGCUCCACCUGGCAAGCACGACAGGAACUAAGUGACGACACGCCGCUACUCAUAUACAGCGCUUAUAUUAUACAAUAUAUAAAAUUUUUGGUGUUAAAUGAAAGAAAAUUUUCGGAGACCA
Trichogramma pretiosum is the source of this 2953-nucleotide messenger RNA. RefSeq names its product ubiquitin-conjugating enzyme E2 Q2. Lineage: Eukaryota; Metazoa; Arthropoda; Insecta; Hymenoptera; Trichogrammatidae. The record is from RefSeq and is a predicted model, not a curated record. The transcript has 6 exons. The coding region runs from base 856 to 2004 and encodes 382 amino acids.